Molecule: messenger RNA, 1457 nt
Organism: Penaeus chinensis
Lineage: Eukaryota; Metazoa; Arthropoda; Malacostraca; Decapoda; Penaeidae
Product: alpha-tocopherol transfer protein-like
Exons: 7
Coding region: 327-1265 (312 amino acids)
Cellular component (GO): membrane
Molecular function (GO): phosphatidylinositol bisphosphate binding
Source: RefSeq, a predicted model, not a curated record
GAGACAAACAGUAACUCCCCCUCUUACUCUCUCUCUUCUGAAACCCUCACUCCAUGUCUCCCCCUUGUAAUCAGCUCGUUAUCUCGUGAUAAGGCGACCCUCCUCGUUCGACCGCAAGUGGUAUAUCUCUCUCUCUCCCAGCGUGCACCGCCGGCUCCUAGCACAGUCUGUCACCGCAGUCGUUAUAUUCUAGUACGCUGUCUUUUUAACUCAUUUCACAGUUCUUUCUAGUUCUUGUUCUUUAUAAGCUUAAUCAAAGCAGAAGUGCUGAGGGAAGGAAGACACGUUUUAGGAGCGUACAACACAGUUUCCGCGUGCAGACGACCAUGCCUGAAGCGGAGGAACAUUGCACGCUCUCCCCUGAGUUGCAGCGCCUUGCAAGGGAGGAGCUGAACGAGGACCCGAAGCGGCGUGAAAAGGACAUCCAGGCAGUGCGGGAGUGGCUCCAGAAGCAGCCCCACCUCAAUGCUCGCACUGACCGACAACUGAUCCUGCGGUACCUCCGAGGAUGCAAGUUCUCCCUCGAGCGGACGAAAGCCAAGCUGGACAUGUACUACACGUGCAAGGGCGCCCUCCCUGACAUGUUCAAGGGAAGAGAUCCUCAAAACCCGAAACUCAGGAGCAUCAUCAAGCUAGGGCUGAUGUUCCCGCUGCCCGGCUACGACUCCGACGGCCGGAAGAUCAUCUUCGGGCGGCUGGGCGCUUGGGAUCCCUCAAAACACAAACCCGAGGACCUCUUCAAGGCGGCCGGCAUGCUCUUCGACGUGAUGUUCCUCGAGGACGAGCAGAUGACGGUCACGGGCAUCGUCCAGGCCAACGACAUGACGGGACUCACGCUCAAACAUGUGGCCGCACUUCCGCUGCCCCUCAUCAAGCGGGUCUCGACCACCUGGCAGGAAGGUUACCCCUUCCGGCCCAAGGGUGUUCACUACAUCAACACCCCGCAGGCAUUCGAUGCUCUAUUCAACCUCUUUAAGCCUUUGAUGCGGGAGAAAAUGAAGAAGAGAAUCCACAUGCACGGCAGUAACAUUGACGGAAUGUGCAAGUUCUUCCCCCGUGAGAUGCUGCCGUCGGAAUACGGGGGUUCGGCGGGAACCAUCCAGGAAAUUGCAGACUCGUGGCUUCGGAAGAUGGACGAACACCGCGCCUGGUUCCUGGAGGACGAGAGGCACACGGCGGACGAGUCGAGACGCCCCGGCAAGCCCAAGACGACGGCUGAUCUCUUCGGCACCGAGGGCUCCUUCAGGAAACUCGACUUUGACUGAAAUCCUCCUCGGCCCUUCGGUUCCCUAAGUUAACUUAUUGUAAUCUCUCCAUGCAGAGCGCUGUCCCAUGUGCGUGUGUGUGUAUAGUAUGUAUACGUGGGGUAAAUGUGUAUACAUGUGUGUAUGUGUGUAUCCGUGAGCAUCCAUGUGUACGUACGUAUGUGUGUAUACAAACGUGUGGAAGGGUAGGGG